UGGGCGGAGCCUCCUCCCCAUAGCCCCGCCCCCUCCGACCACGCCCCCUCCUCCUUCGGCCCCGCCCCUUUGCGCGCCGUCCUCCUCGGCCCCCCCGGCGUGGGCAAGAGCAGCCUGGCGCGCGCCUUCGCCUGGCCACGCCCCCCGGCCACGCCCACCGCCCCCCAGGGGGAGGGGCCAGAACCCCCCCGCGCCCGCUGGCUGGAGGUGGACGGGGCCGAGGAGGCGCUGGAGCUGCACGAUGGGGACGAGGAGGCCGCAGCCAAUGCGGACGCGCUGCUCCUGGUGUUCUCGCUGAGCGACCGCGGCUCCUUCGCUGCCCUGGGCCCCGCCGCGAGGGGGCUCCGGGGGGGGGCGGGGCCACGCUCGGCCCCGCCCCUCCUGCUCGUGGCCAAUAAGAGCGACCUGGCCCGGGCGCGGCACGUGACGGCGAGAGAGGUGCGCAGCCUCGCUGCCGUCCUGCGCUGCGGUCACGUGGAGACCUCGGCCGAGCUGCGCAUGGGCACUGAGGAGCUCUUCGCCGCCGCCGUGCGUGAGGGGCGGGGCCACCGGCGACGUCGCCGUGAUGACGUCGACGCCGACGCCGAUGACGUCGCCGCCGACGGUUGCCACGGCGACAGCGGCGCUUUACGGCGCCGCCGCAGCCUCACCGGCAGAGCCAAGCGCUUCCUGGCGGGGCUCGUGCCCCUGUCGCGACAGAGGUCGCGAUCGUGCAGCGACCUGGCGGGGCUGUGA
Pezoporus occidentalis (night parrot) is the source of this 735-nucleotide messenger RNA. RefSeq names its product GTP-binding protein REM 2-like. The record is from RefSeq and is a predicted model, not a curated record. The transcript has 4 exons. The annotation marks the transcript as partial. NCBI's taxonomy places the organism in Eukaryota, Metazoa, Chordata, Aves, Psittaciformes, Psittacidae. Gene Ontology annotation, cellular component: plasma membrane. Gene Ontology annotation, molecular function: calcium channel regulator activity; GTPase activity; GTP binding.